Molecule: messenger RNA, 714 nt
Organism: Aspergillus pseudotamarii
Lineage: Eukaryota; Fungi; Ascomycota; Eurotiomycetes; Eurotiales; Aspergillaceae
Product: BTB/POZ domain-containing protein
Exons: 2
Coding region: 1-714 (237 amino acids)
Molecular function (GO): protein binding
Source: RefSeq, a predicted model, not a curated record
AUGGAAAACGGCGCUUCAUUUCUCAAAUUCCUUACGUCGGACUUCGUCUCCCUUCAAGCUCUCAACUCCACGCGUGUGUUCAAGGUCCAUAAGGCACUUCUUGACGCCAAAUGCAAAGCUGUUGCUUCGGUUUUCAACAGUAAUCUCACUGAGAGACAAAAUGAGGUGUAUACUUUUUCUGAUACCUCCGAGGGGACUCUGUCACGAUUCCUCGAAUGGGCCUAUCGAGGGGACUAUACCGAGCCUGUGGUAGAGCAUAAAGACACGGCAUCUGACAAAAUCAAGGAAAGCCCUGCUAGCAAUCAGCUAGAGAGUCUUGGCUAUCCCCUAGUGGCUCAUAUGGCACUGUAUAUCUUCAGCGAGGUUUAUAUUGUUCCAAACCUGAAGGAACUUGUCUUUGCCAAGAUCAAAGCAGCCAUCGAAGUCAUAAACAAACCACGUACGGAGGAUGAUCAGCGUGGUGUUAUCUCUCUCUUAAAGCUUGCAUAUACGAUGAUUCCUGCCAACAAGCCCUCGGCAGAUCUUCAAGAGUGGUUGGCGCAUUAUGCCGCAUUCAGUUUGGAGGAGCUUCGCGGUCAGCCUUCAUUCAAUGACGUCCUCAGGCUUGGUCCAGAUUUGGCUUCGAAAAUACUAAGUAGAUCAAACCCAGCUGAUUCCCCUCCUUGGCCUAGAGGGUGGGGUGAGCAUAAACGAUUGAAUGGGGGUUGGCUUUGA